CGCCCACGCCGCCAUGGGCAAGUCCAAGGAAAAGCGCGCAUCCAGGCCCGAGGCGCCCCGGAACAGCGCCCCGCCAGCCAAUUCCUUCAUCAAGCUCGACAAGGCGGCCUUCGACCCGACCCUCGCAUCGCUGUUUGCGACCAGUGCGGGCCCCGUGCAAGCGCCCCCCAAGUCACGGUACCAGGCACGCCUACAAAAACAAACAGCCGAAGAAGAGUCUAGUGAAGAAGAAGACGGCGACGAUGGCGACGAAGGCGAUGCGAACGACGCAGAGUUGAGUUCGGUGUCUGAGAGUUUGCCUUCUGACGAUGAUGGCGAUGACGACGACAUGUCGGAUGCCAGCGACAAUGACGAGGCCGAGAACGAAGCAGCCCUCGCAAAACUGCGCGAGUCGGCGCUGAAUGCAACGCAAGACAAGCAGAAGAAGCGCAAACGCGCGAACAAGGAGGAGAUUGAGGACGCAUACAUGCGAAAGCUGGCGCAGGAAGAAGAGAAGGAAGAGGAGCAAAGGCAGAAGAAGCGCAAGACCAAGGAGGCUGCCGAGGAUGACGAAGACGAGGACGAGGACGAAGACGACAAGGCAGACAGUGACGCCGACGAGCCCUUUACAGUGCCCAAGCACGAGUCACUCAUGGACACACCCGACGGGGGCGCAGCAGAGGUGGAAAAGGCAGCUCGCACCGUCUUCCUAGCCAACGUAUCCAUCGAGUGCAUCAGCUCAAAGUCGGCAGAAAAGGCCCUGAAGAAGCACCUCGAGUCCUUCAUCCCCGACCUUGCCGACAACAAGCCUCCGCACAAGAUUGAGUCAAUACGAUUCCGCUCUACCGCCUUUGGCAGCUCGCUGCCCAAGCGCGCUGCUUUCGCAAAAAAGGACAUCAUGGACGCAACUACCAAGAGCACAAAUGCCUACGCAGUCUACACAACAAAGGUUGCCGCCAGAGAGGCUGUCAAGAGACUCAAUGGCUCUGUCCUGCUCAAUCGCCAUCUGCACGUCGACUCGGUCGCUCACCCUGCCAAGGUCGACCACCGCCGCUGCGUCUUCGUCGGCAACCUGCCCUUUGUCGAUGACGAAUCCCAGACACCCACUGCCGAAGGCGAGAAACCGAAGAAGAAGAAGCCCGCCUCUGACGUCGAGGAGGGUCUUUGGGUCCACCUUGCCCAGUGCGGUACCAUCGAGAGCGUCCGCGUAGUCCGCGACGCAAAGACUAGGGUGGGCAAGGGCUUCGCCUACGUGCAGUUCGUAGACGAGAACGGCGUCGAGGCCGCGCUGCAACUCAACGACAAGAACUUCCCACCAAUGCUGCCCCGUAAGCUUCGCAUCACACGCUGCAAGGCCGAGAAGAAGAAGGACAAGCCGCGCGGGCCUCCACCGUCAUCGCACAAAGCCAGCGGAAAGGCAGGCUACGCACCCAAGUUGACCGAAGAGCAGAAGUCGCUGCAAGGUCGUGCGCGGUCCAUGCUAGGCAAAGUCGCAAAGGCGCAAACCAAGGAGAGCUUCGUGUUUGAGGGCCACAGGGCGAGUGAGAAGCAGGGCAAGAGCGGCCUCAAGUUCAAAGGCAGCGGAGGCAAGAAGAAGGGCCCCAAUGGACGCAAGAGCAGGAGUGCGGGAUGGAAAAAGUCCGGUGGCAAGAAGUGAAGUGCUUCUUCACAAGGCAUCCGAUGCAUCUGAUGCGUCUCGUCUUCUUUUUCGUCCUGUUUUUCAAUAGAUUGCGCGAUUGCAAUGCAGUCUGCACAAGCCCUCUUUUCAUGUAUAGUGCUUGGAAUCGUGCAUAUGUAGGCUUGGAUAUGCGCAUUGUGGCUGUUGAAUGACGAUAAGACAUUAGUAAA
This is a messenger RNA of Exserohilum turcica Et28A, 1827 nucleotides long. RefSeq lists its product as uncharacterized. NCBI's taxonomy places the organism in Eukaryota, Fungi, Ascomycota, Dothideomycetes, Pleosporales, Pleosporaceae. The record is from RefSeq and is a predicted model, not a curated record. The coding region runs from base 14 to 1636 and encodes 540 amino acids. Gene Ontology annotation, molecular function: RNA binding. The transcript has 2 exons.